Molecule: messenger RNA, 1148 nt
Organism: Nanorana parkeri
Lineage: Eukaryota; Metazoa; Chordata; Amphibia; Anura; Dicroglossidae
Gene: ELAC1
Product: elaC ribonuclease Z 1
Exons: 3
Coding region: 46-1134 (362 amino acids)
Cellular component (GO): nucleus
Molecular function (GO): 3'-tRNA processing endoribonuclease activity
Source: RefSeq, a predicted model, not a curated record
UAUACACUACUAAUCCUUCUAAGGUGGACACUGAUUUUUCUGGUCAUGUCCAUGGAUGUCACCUUCCUGGGGACUGGAUCUGCCUAUCCAUCUCCUUGCAGAGGGGCCUCGGCUGUGGUUUUUCGGACAGAAGGAGAAUGUUGGCUGUUUGACUGUGGUGAGGGUACGCAGACUCAGUUCAUGAAAAGCCCUCUUAAAGCAGGUAGAAUUACCAAGAUUUUUAUCACUCAUCUUCAUGGAGACCAUCUGUUUGGACUUCCUGGCUUCCUGUGUACAGUUAGUCUCCAGGCUGGCUCUAAUCCAUCCAAGCAGCAUGUAGACAUCUAUGGUCCUGUGGGAUUAAGGAACUUUGUCCACAUGAGUUUGGAAACCUCCCACUCACAGCUAGUCUUCCCGUAUUCCGUCCACGAGUUGGUCCCUUCAGAAGACCAGUGUCCAGCAGAAGAGUUUAAAGACCUCUCAAGAUACGGAGAAAAGAAUGGUCCUUCCUUGGAAGAGCAGACUCUUCAUGCAGAUCCCAGUGACGGGACUUACCAGCUCUUGGAAAACGACCAGUUUGUUGUUCGAGCAUUCAAGCUUCAUCAUCGUAUUCCAUCAUUUGGGUUUGUGAUUGCUGAGAAGGACCGGCCAGGCAAACUCAAUGUGAACAAGCUAAGAGAACUUGGUAUUCAGCCUGGUCCUAUUUAUGGCAAGCUUAAACUCGGCUCUUCUGUUACACUAGACAAUGGACAAACUAUCCAUCCAUCCAUGGUCCUAGGGGACCCCGUGCCAGGAAGGAAAGUUUGCAUACUUGGAGACUGCUCAGGUGUCACCUCAUUGGGGGCUGCUAAGCUUUGCCAGGAUGCUGACCUCCUCAUUCAUGAAGCGACACUAGAUGACGAUCAGAUGGACAAAGCCAAGGAACAUGGUCACAGCACGCCCAAAAUGGCGGCUGAGUUUGCAAAUUCCUGCCGAGCAAAGAAGCUGGUUCUGACUCACUUUAGUCAGAGGUUCAAGCCUCCAGGACUGAUCACGGAAGGGGAUGACGAUGUGACCAUACUUAAGACUCAAGCGGAAAGCUUUUUGGUGGGACCGGAAGUUCACUUAGCAGAGGACUUUUUAACUGUCACAAUUCCAAUGAAAAAAACAGAUUAGGGUAACGGUCUCAC